This is a messenger RNA of Peromyscus leucopus (white-footed mouse), 4954 nucleotides long. It is a transcript of the gene Slc44a5, whose product is annotated as solute carrier family 44 member 5. Gene Ontology annotation, biological process: transmembrane transport. NCBI's taxonomy places the organism in Eukaryota, Metazoa, Chordata, Mammalia, Rodentia, Cricetidae. Gene Ontology annotation, cellular component: membrane. Gene Ontology annotation, molecular function: transmembrane transporter activity. The record is from RefSeq and is a predicted model, not a curated record.
UCAGUUGGCUGAGGACCAGGGUGCCCUUGGGAGGCAGGAAUGCCGGGCUGGGGCUUGCUUCACCAGCUUCCUCCUAUCCCGCGCAGAAUGGAAUGUCUCUGCUGUCCCCAGACCCAACCGACUGUUGCUGGACAAGGGUGCCUUUCCGGGGGCUAGCGGCGCCCGCGGGACAGAGGGCUCGGCGUGUGGGGAGGAGGGCGCGUGGGGAGGGCGGGCGCGCAAUCGAGGAAGGUGGGCGCUGGGCUGGCGCUCCGAGGACCCCGCACUGCGCCCUCCAGCAGAGGCGCCGCACAGCAGAGUGGGCCACCGCGGCCACCGCAGCGCGUGCGGGGGGCUGGCAGCGGGCAGCGGAGGGGCGGCUGCGCCCGCGCAGCAGAGCCGAGCGGAGCCGAGCGCGCAGCCUGGCCGCCGCCGCCUGGCACAUGCCAUCGCCGCCACAAAGAGCUCCCUGAACCCAGGCGGCCGAGCUCCAGGGGCUGCGCUUCGCAGGAGGCUCCGCUCUGCGGGCCGGGGGGAAGGGACCAGACUGAAGAUGGCCCGGAAGAGAAAGCCCCCCAGCAUCCAGGGUGAUUCAAAGAGCUAUCCAGAUUUCCAGGGACCUACUGCCAACAGGAGUUGUACGGACGUUCUCUGCUGUAUGAUCUUCCUACUGUUUGUUACGGGCUAUGUUCUGUUAGGACUCGUGGCUUGGACACAUGGUGACCCCAGGAGAGUGGCCUAUCCUACAGACAGCCAGGGACACUUUUGUGGCCAGAAGGGAACCCCCAAUGAGAACAAGACCAUUUUGUUUUACUUUAACCUGUUCAGGUGUACCGGUUCUUCCAUGAUGCCGAGGCUACAGUGCCCUACUACCCAGAUCUGCGUCUCCAGGUGCCCAGAGAAAUUUCUAACCUACUUCGAAAUGCAAUUUUUUAAUGAAAGAGACAAAAGCCACUGGGAAUACUACCGCCAGUUCUGCAAGGCCAUGGCCAGGCCUGCAACGACUUUCUCAGAUCUGUCCCGUGGUGACUGCCCCCCAGCAGUUUAUCCAAGUAGACCUAUCCUGCAGAGAUGUCUGCCUUACGUCUCCCCCAUCAAGGGAAACUUAACCAUAGGAAAUGGGAUGCAAUUUGAAGAUGGAAGUGAGAGGAGCAGAAAUGUCAUAGAACUCACCGAGGCUGCGAAUGGCAUCACUAAAUUCCUCGAUGCCAGGACAUUUGGGAUGAAGGUAUUUGAAGACUACAUGACUUCAUGGAAAUGGAUUCUCAUUGGCCUGACCAUUGCCAUGGUGCUGAGUUGGAUUUUUUUGAUACUCCUGAGGUUCAUAGCUGGAUUCCUCUUCUGGGUCUUCACAUUUGGUGUGCUUGGAAUUUUAGGAUAUGGAAUAUGGUAUUGUUACCUGGAAUACAAUGGCCUUCAGCAGAAACCACAGUCAGCUUUCAUGAUCUACGACAUCGGGAUUCAGACCAACAUAAGAGUAGUCUUUCCUUUGAAACAGGCGUGGUUCUUAAUGAUGAUCAUCUUGUCCAUCAUUGAAGCCAUCAUCAUCAUCGUGCUGAUCUUCUUCAGGAGGCGGAUCCUCGUGGCCAUCACCCUGCUGAAGGAAGGAAGCAAAGCCAUUGGUUACAUCCCCAGCACAUUAGUCUACCCGAUUUUAACUUUCUUCUUGCUGUCAAUCUGCAUUUCCUACUGGGCCGUGACAGCCAUUUUCUUGGCUACAUCAGGGGUACCAAUAUUCAAAGUUAUGGUUCCAGAAGGGACAUGUAGAUAUGAAGAUGAAAUCUGUGACCCAGAGAUUUUUCCUAAGACUAACAUUCCCAAACUCUGCCCCGGGGCAUCAUGUAACUUCGCUUUCUAUGGCGGAAGGAGUGUGUAUCACAGUUACAUCAUGACCUUCCAGAUCUACAACCUCUUUGCCUUUCUCUGGCUUAUAAACUUUGUCCUUGCGCUGGGUCAGUGUACCCUCGCCGGUGCCUUCGCCUCCUAUUACUGGGCCAUGAGAAAACCUGAGGACAUCCCCAAGUACCCGCUCUUCAUCUCAUUUGGACGAGCAGUACGAUACCACACGGGUUCUCUAGCCUUUGGAUCUUUGAUCCUUGCAUCAGUUCAGAUGUUUAAAGUGAUCGUAGAAUACCUGGACAGGCGACUUAAAAAGAAAGAGAACAGAGUUUCCAGGUUCCUGCAGGGCUGCCUACGGUGCUGUUUCUGGUGUUUGGAAAAGCUGGUGAAGUUUUUAAACAGAAACGCCUACAUCAUGAUUUCAUUAUAUGGCAAAAACUUCUGUGAUUCAACAAAGGAUGCUUUCUAUCUGCUCAUGAGAAACAUUUUGAAAGUCGCAGUUACAGAUGAAGUCACACACUUUGUAUUACUCCUGGGAAAAAUUCUAGUUUCUGGGAUUGUCGGUGUCCUGGCCUUCCUACUCUUCACAGAGAGACUGCAGAGGAUUAUAGAAGGACCAACGACUUUAAAUUACUACUGGGUACCUCUCCUGACUGUCGUGAUUGGAUCUUACCUGGUUGCUCAUGGAUUCUUCAGUGUCUAUUCAAUGUGUGUUGAAACCAUUUUCAUAUGCUUCUGUGAAGAUCUGGAGAGAAAUGACGGAUCUGCAGAGAAACCUUACUUUGUAACCCCCAGCCUGCACAGGAUUCUGACCAAGAAGCACCCGGUUUCCCAGAGACAGACAGAGUAGAAAAGCCCAAGCAGGGGUUUUGUGAAUUAGGUUGAUUGCAAUGUGAAAACGUUGCUUUGGAGCAGUGUGCAGAUUCCACGCUGUUUCUGAAAAGGUUGCAAUUGGUACCAUUUGAGGGGUCAGGCGUUUGAUUGACAGUGGCCUACCUUACUUUAUAGACUGGUCCCAACUGCAAAAACUUGUAGCUGACAAUGUUUUAAUAAUUUUUAUAACUUUGCUAGCCUUUCUUUUUUAUAAGUGUAUAUUUGUAAAGGAUAUUCAGGCAAUUUUUUACAACACUAUAAAUGUGUAAUCAAUUAGCCAUAAAAAUAUUGAUUUGUAGUUGACCAGUAUAUGGUACUAAAUUUGUAAAUAUGGUGCUAUGGUUAUAGGUACUGUUUAAGCUGGUGAACAGCUCUCUAAAACUGUGAUUCAACUUGUAACCCUGGUCCCUAGAAAGCAUAUUUCAAGUGGGCGAGUUAGUCCAUGACAAGCAUGCAGAGGUGCGGGUCUCACGGGUUCAGCAGCUAGCAUCACUACAGGUGAGGUGAACCUGAGGCCCAGUGGUCCGUCUGUUUCAGUGAAAUGAGACCCAUAUUGGGGUGGAAUCUAGGUUUGGAAAAAUCGUUUUCAUUCCUAUGAACCUUUGGCCACCCCGAGAAUAUUCUGAACGGAGCAGAAAUGGCUGCCUCGCUCAUCUCUUGCCUUUUGCCUGAGUUUCCUGUUUCAGACAUAUAGAAGGCCUGUGGACUUCCCUUUUCGUGAGUACACAUGUGUGUUUUGUGUGACUUCGUUAUGCAGAAGGUCUGAGUUCAACUGUCAGUGAGGAAAGAAAGCAAGCAGGUCUGUUCAGAUUUUACUCUAAGGAAAUAGACCAGUGGCCUUCUAUCAGGGUGUGUUUGUUUAAAAUUGGAAAUUCCACCCCACAUAGCCCCAGGGCUUAGAAAAGAAGCUGGUUUGUUGUGGUCAUGCCUGAACCUCACAUGAUGCAGAAAAGUGUGAACUGGGCCCAUACACCUUGCCUGCUCUUCCCUGUGUGUGGAGGUGGACUACAUAGCUAAUUAUAAAAGCGCCUCCAAAGAGCACAGGAUCAACCAGUGCCCUUUUGGUUUUGACACCAACUCAUGUCAGAUUGUCUAUAUAUUAAUAAUGGAAUGUGUGGAUAUCAAUAUGGCCCUCACAUUUGAGAGUCCGAAAUAUAUCCUUGAGUUAUAAGUUAAUAUAAACGCUGAUUUAUUUACUUAUCGUGAAGUGUGUGAACCUAGGUUUAGGACGGUUUUAUGAAGACUUCCUACAUAGAUCCAAUUAUUCCAGAAGGUUUUCAAAGUGUUGGUCCACAUGACCGCCAGCCUCUGGUUCUGGGCUUACUCUAUUGAGAUUAUUCAGUCCUGGCGUCACUUGGCAAAGAGCCUUCCUCAUUCCUUCCUUGAUAAGGAGAGAAAAACGAUCGCCUAUCUUUUUCUUGAAUUUUAGUAGUAUUUGGUUUUCAACCAUGCAAGGACCUCAACAAAGACCUCUAAGAAUGUAACAUCUACUACUGAACCUGUAAGCCUCAGGAGCUUAUGUCUGGGUGUGGGCCAGCCUCUGGAUCGUGAGAAAAUCCUUUAGUUGAUUCAGCUACACACAAAAACUUGCUAUAGAUCAGAUGUGAGAAAUUAGCUGUCUUUUUGCUGUGUUAUGGUAUAUUCCCGCUCAGAAAUAUAGUCUCUGUUUAUUACUUCUGUAAUUAAAAUGUAUAGAGUAAAAAUGAAUGUUGUUUUUGAGGAGAAUUUUAGAAGCCAUUUUCUUACACAUCAAUUAAAGCUUUUAAAACACAGAGCAAUAUUUUCAGAACUGUCCAUGGAAGGAUUUGAGAUUACACAUAAAGACCACUUUGUCAAGGUUUUACAAUCUAAAUUGUCAUUGGCAAAACAGAGACAAUGUGGAAAUGGAGAUUGUAAUUUAGGAAGUAAAUUUAGGUGGGGAGUAAAUGUUAUUUCCUCAGUAAUUCCAUGGAAAGGCUUGAACUGUCGCCAGAACUGACCUGGGACACAGAAUGAAAUGAUAACUUAUCGAUGUAUUAACAAGGGCUGAUUGUUUUUCUUAGUUGUUUACAAUGAUGCUGACUCUGAAGCGGUGUUGGGCGCUGCUGUGCAGCGGGUGGGCAGCAGGUGGCGAUGUUGCCCCUCCCACCGCUCCGCUGCGCUGUUGACGCUCUGCCCUCCUCCCUCCUAGUGGAAGACCUAGACAGAAAUGAAGGCUCUCGUUCAAGACCCCUUUUCACGACUCCGACUCUAAUGAACCUCUUGCUGGAGCCGCCCGACAAGC